AUGGCGGUGAUGUGGCUUCGUCAACACCCUCGAGUCCUCUCUCUCCCAUGGCGACCGAUGAUUAAACGAUCGGAGAGAAGCAAUGCGAUUGAUGUGCUUUGCUCAGGAGUGCUUGGGCAUGAGGUGCCCAUCGAGCAAUGGAACCAAUUCUUCGUGGAGCCAGUUGAGCCGUUCACUCAGGAGGAACGCCGCGAUUGGUUAGCCGAACAGAGAAAUGUAGUGAUGUCUUCGGAUGCCUUUCUCCCGUUCAGAGACAAUGUCGAUUGUGCGAAACAAUUCGGUGUCGGCUACAUCGCUCACCCGGGGGGCUCUGUUCGCGAUGACGAAAUCAAAGAGGCCUGUGACGUACACAAAAUCGUGCUCAUCCACACAGGACUUCGCCUCUUCCACCAU
Messenger RNA from Mesorhabditis belari, 393 nucleotides. The record is from the annotation of a GenBank genome assembly. NCBI's taxonomy places the organism in Eukaryota, Metazoa, Nematoda, Chromadorea, Rhabditida, Rhabditidae.